GUUUUAUAUAUAUAUAUAUAUAUACGAACAAAUAUGCAAUCUAAGACUCAAACUCACUCUUUCCCUUUCCCUUUCCCUUUCACUUUCAGUUUGAAGUUUGAGUUUUGAGCAGAGCUUACAAAUGGCAGCAACAGCAGCAUCCAGCCUUAGCUACGGCAUUGGUGGUACUCAGAUUUUAUGGGUACCACAGGGACUGUUAGAGCAAAUUGUGAGCACUCACUCUUCUUAUCAAACCCACCAUGUUGAUCUUCAACAUCUUGUUAACCUCAUUUCCUGCAUUUUCGAAAACGCUGCCGUUUCUUCCUCAAAGGGUGUUGAACAAUAUGCACAAUUAACCGAUAUGAUCAAUAAGCUGGAAACUGUGGACGGUAUGCAUCAAGCUUUGGAAAAUAUUCGAAAUCUUUCUUGUGAGAUGUCAUGCUGUGUAUCAACAAUGGCAAGCAGUGUGGACGAAACAACAAUGCAAAUGCUCCGAAGGCUGAAAGACUAUUCAUGGAACGCCAAAGUGGUGUUGGCGAUGGCCGCUUUCGCAUGCAGUGUUGGUGAGUCGUCAAUGCUUGUCAAGCAUCGUAACACCGACCCUAUUGCCAUGUACGUUGAAACCCUCAAAGGCCACCGUUAUACCACCACGGAUUUCACCGUGCUCGAACGCAUCGGGCUUUUCAAGGCCAUGAUCGAUGUCGCCAACACCAACUUGGCCUUUUUGGCCCCUUCCAUUUCUCGCAUUCCCAAAGAGGUCCACUCAAUCAAAGAUGCCAUUGCUUGUUUCCCCACAGCUGCAUACAAGAUCCUUCGGAUUGUUUUGCAAAUCACAAGCAUUUUAAGCAAAAAGAAGGACCAUUUUGAAUCCACAAUCCAAGAAUUAAAUGUCUUGGCAAAUGAAGUUAGCCAUAUAAAUAACAUCCUUCAAGAGAAGUUAACCCUUUGCCUAAGGGAUGCUGAAAAAUACACAUAUGAAGAUAUAACCAUACGUAUUACUAAAAUCAGCAUCUCAGAAUUCAUCGACAAAAUCAUGCAUUACGUGAGGAUUCAGGGCUUUGAAAAUCUAAGAAACAAGCAUCUUUUGUUCCUCGUAUCGGAUCUCGACAUCUCUAUCGAUGAGAUCAAGGUUCUCAAUUGGUUGUACCAAAGAAACGACCAAAUGUAUGAGAUCGUUUGGCUCCCGAUCAUCGACUUGUCGAUGUCGUACGAUGUGAAACGAUUUUGGGAGCUUAAACAGUUGAUGAAAUGGAGUGUGGCAGUGGAGCCAACAAGGGUCGAGGCCGACGUCGUCGAGUUUGUGAAGAAAGAGUGGCAUUUCAUAAGGCAGGCGAUCGCAGUGUCGAUGACUUCGGCCGGGGAAGUGGUGUGCCAAAAUGCUCUCCCCAUGUUAUGGACUUGGGGGAACACGGCUUUCCCAUUUAGUGAUAAAACCGAGCAGAUUCUAUGGAACUCUGUAGAUGAACGACAUGGUUGGAAGCUUGAUUUGGUGCUUGAUGACUUCAUUGUCCCCGAAUUACGUUCAUGGAUAGAGAAUCGAACAACAUUCGUUUGCUUAUUCGGCGGAGGUGACAUUUCAUGGAUUCAAGAAUUCACCGAGAAAGUCAAAUACGCCGCCUACGCCGCCGGCGUUACCUUAAAACUAGUUUUCGUCGGAAAAAACAAAGCCAAAUUAGGCUUAUCAAAAACCGACCUCAGCCGUGACAUCAAAGUCAUCGAAUCGGAGAUCCGGUGGCGGUUCUGGACAAAACUAGAAAGCAUAUUACACGCCAAAAUCCGACACGGCAAAACAACCACCGCUUAUAAAACUGAUGUAGUAAUCCAUGAAGCUUUGAAAGUGGUCGGCCAUGGCGGAAAAGGCGAAUCGUGGGCCGUUUUCUCGAUGGGACCCGACCCGAUGGUAACAACCGACGGCGAAACGGGUUUAACCAUCAUGUCUAAUUACCUGAAUUGGAGACAAGACACUACUGGACUACGGUUCUUAGAAGGUGUGAAGCAUUACAAAGAGGUGAUAUCGAGGGAUGUUCAUGGCUGUAUCAAGGUUCAUUUGCCAGUCCUGGGUCGGGUUCCGGGUAUUAUGGUUUGCCCUGAUUGCUCUAAAGUGAUGGAUAUGUUUUAUACGUAUCGUUGUUGUGAUGAGUGAUUUGUUUAAAUUCGGGACUAAAUAUCUUUACCUUAAUUCAAAUUGGUCCCUUUUUUUGUCAA
Molecule: messenger RNA, 2184 nt
Organism: Gossypium arboreum
Lineage: Eukaryota; Viridiplantae; Streptophyta; Magnoliopsida; Malvales; Malvaceae
Product: protein SIEVE ELEMENT OCCLUSION B-like
Exons: 7
Coding region: 122-2122 (666 amino acids)
Biological process (GO): phloem development
Source: RefSeq, a predicted model, not a curated record